Molecule: messenger RNA, 911 nt
Organism: Dentiscutata erythropus
Lineage: Eukaryota; Fungi; Glomeromycota; Glomeromycetes; Diversisporales; Gigasporaceae
Source: the annotation of a GenBank genome assembly
AUGACAAGUAAUGAAAAACUUGGAUAUCACUCUCAAAAUGAAGGUGAUACUGGAACUGAUCCAAGCACUUCUAAUACAGAUGAUUCUGUAGUACGCCAUGAAAGUACCAGGUAUUAUUUGCCAAAAAUAUUGGAGCCAUCAAUUUUUGGGUUUCAACCUACUAGCGAUAUUACAAAAGUAGUAGGCGACUUCCUAUAUAAUCAUAUUGGCAAAGAAAACGUAGAGAUAGAAGCCAAAUUGGGUAUACUUGUAAAUAAAAACAUGCAAACGCGAGUGAAUUUACCUGUUAUAAGUGAAACUGUCAUUAGUCCUUAUGAUGAUGGAUGGUUCACUUUUCAGAGUAACAUGACAACUGCUCAACAUCGCAAUUUCAAUAAUCUAUUAAAUGAACGUGUGAUUCAAACAAAACCACCUUAUAAAGGUGGCUCAGUAGAAUACAAACAUCUUUAUGAAACUGAUAGAUUUUACUCUGGCACUGGAGCCGGAAAAGUCAGAGUCACUAUAGACCAAAAGACCAAUAAGAUUAUUGAAGGCGGAAUUGUUAAAAAGACCAACGUUGCACAUCUAAAUAUUUAUUCCCCUAAUACUCACCUUGAUUAUCGUAUCUCCGUAAACAUCGAAAAACCAAUGGAUAUGCCUAAUGGUCAGCUUGUCCAUGAACGGAAUAAAGACAGACUAUCUUAUAUCCAUCAAUUAUUUAAAAUCGAUCUAACUCAGAAACAAAAAUUACCUGAUGGUACCCAACCACCUCCGGAUUUGACUCAUGAACUCGAAGUAGAAUUUCUGAAUCCACGAGUCUUGCAUGAGGAAAAACUUAAGAUUGAGAAGCAGCAGAGUAGUCGUUAUUUAGAUAUAAUUGAAGUUUUUCUAAAUAAUAUAAGAGUGCUAGCAAAAAGAUCAUUACCGCCACA